UGGCCGAUAGGAUCACAAAGACAAGGUGGGAAAUGGCGUCGCUACUUCGUCUCCGAAACCACCAUCACUGCCAUUCUCGCCUUCGUCCUCCACCUCUUCUUCCGCACCACCACCGCCGCCUCAGGAGAUGUGUCCUCCUCCUUCCUCGCCCCUACCACCUCCGAGGAUCCUCUCUUAUCGCCCGAGCAGAGCUGCCACCUCGAGAAGCCGGAACCGGGCAGAGCGCCGGCGAAGCACCUCUGCCCGUCUCUUCUCCGCCGCCUCCAUCUCCUACACCUACAAAGCCCGAAGGAAAAGGGAUCGGAUUCGGUGGAUCGCCGGCUUCCGAAUCGAAGAAGAGGAAGAAGAAGGGCUCGGUUGUUCGACGCUCUCCCAUAGACAGGAGCUCUCUCGUGUAUUCGGCGAGUAAAGAGGACCAGUCGCAGCAGCCGGCUGUGAACGAGAGUGCCUUCCUUCUCACUUGGUUGGGCCUGGGCGUGAUCAUCCUCGUUGAGGGCCUCGGGUUGGCUGCGGCAGGCUUCUUGCCAGAGGAGUGGGAUAGCUUUUUUGUGAAAUAUAUUUAUCCUUCCUUCACUCCAACAGUCCUCUUGUUUCUUGGUGGUACCGUUGCUUAUGGGGUCUUCAAGUACUUUCAGGCUGAGAAAAUGAAGAGCUAAGUGGAGAACAAAUGGUAAAACCAGGGAGUUGUUCUGUCGUUGUAUCAUACGAGUCAUUUGUGAUUAUUACAUCUGAUCUUGUUGGUUAAUUUUGUUGCAAUGUAUUUUAGUCAAUGUCCA
Molecule: messenger RNA, 776 nt
Organism: Musa acuminata AAA Group (dessert banana)
Lineage: Eukaryota; Viridiplantae; Streptophyta; Magnoliopsida; Zingiberales; Musaceae
Product: protein LPA2-like
Exons: 2
Coding region: 33-656 (207 amino acids)
Cellular component (GO): chloroplast
Source: RefSeq, a predicted model, not a curated record